Molecule: messenger RNA, 432 nt
Organism: Sinocyclocheilus rhinocerous
Lineage: Eukaryota; Metazoa; Chordata; Actinopteri; Cypriniformes; Cyprinidae
Product: exocyst complex component 8-like
Exons: 1
Biological process (GO): exocytosis; Golgi to plasma membrane transport; intracellular protein localization
Cellular component (GO): exocyst
Source: RefSeq, a predicted model, not a curated record
GACAACCCUCCGAUGAAAGACAUGUUCAAAAUCCUCAUGUUCCCCAACAGCCGCAUCUUCAAAGCAGAGAACAGCAAGAUCAAGAAAGAGUGGCUGGAGAUUCUGGAGGAAACGAAGAAAAACAAAGUGGCGAAAGACAAACACAAAAAAGAAGAGGAGGUGCCAACGUCGCCAGUCAGGCAGGACGUCUCCACAAACCCAUUUGAUGAGGACGAACCUCUGGGUUCAGAGGAACUGGUGGAUCUGAGUCCCGAAUGGAUCCAGGAGCUUCCAGAAGACCUUGACGUUUGCAUCGCUCAGAGAGACUUUGAGGGUGCUGUUGAUCUUCUGGAUAAACUAAACGAAUAUCUGAAGGAGCAACCAGUGAGCCCACGGGUGAAGGAGCUCAGAGGGAAGGUGGAUGAGCGUGUUCGACAGCUGACGGAGGUCCUG